Molecule: messenger RNA, 4268 nt
Organism: Camelus dromedarius (Arabian camel)
Lineage: Eukaryota; Metazoa; Chordata; Mammalia; Artiodactyla; Camelidae
Gene: IFNLR1
Product: interferon lambda receptor 1
Exons: 7
Coding region: 84-1631 (515 amino acids)
Biological process (GO): cytokine-mediated signaling pathway
Cellular component (GO): plasma membrane
Molecular function (GO): protein binding; cytokine receptor activity
Source: RefSeq, a predicted model, not a curated record
CCUGUCCUGGGGGCGCCAGGAGGCAGGAGGCUGGAGGCAGGUGGCGGGACCUGGCCCCGCCUGAGGGCCGCGGGAGGGCCGGCAUGAAGGGGGCCUGGCGGUGGGCCCCGCUGCUCCUGGGCCUGCUGCAGUCCACUUCAGGGAAGCCUGUUCUGGCCCCUCCGCAGAACGUGACGCUGCUCUCCCGGAACUUCAGUGUCUACCUGACGUGGCUCCCUGGGCCUGGCAACCCCCAGGACGUGACCUAUUUUGUGGCCUAUCAAAGCUCUGCAACCCCCAAACGGUGGCGAAGAGUGGAUAAGUGUGCAGGGAUCAAAGAGCUGGUGUGUUCUCUGAUGUGCCUGGAAAAACAGGACCUGUGCAACAAGUUCAAGGGGCGCGUGCAAGCGGUUUCUCCCAGCACCCGGUCCCCCUGGGUGGAGUCGAAUUCCAUAGAUUACCUUUUUGAAGUGGAGCCGGCCCCGCCUGUCCUGGUACUCACCCAGACAGAGGAGAUCCUGAGUGUCAAUGCCACAUACCAGCUACCCCACUGUGUGCCCCCACCGGAUCUGAACUAUGAGGUGGAUUUCUGGAAGGAGGGGACCAGGAACAAGACCCGAUUUCCAGUCACUCCCCAUGGCCAGCCAGUCCAGAUUCCCCUCCAGCCAGCCACCAGCGGACACCACUGCCUCAGCGCCAGAACCAUCUACACCUUUGGUGACCCUAAAUACAGCGAGUUCUCCGAGCCUACUUGCUUCUUCCUGGAGGCCCCAGGCUCCAACUGGGCAUUCCUGGUGCUCCUACCACUUCUGCUGCCACUGCUGGUGGUGGUUGCCACAGGGUGUGUGAUCUGGAAGAGCUUCAAGGGGAACCCCUGGUUUCAGCGUGCAAAGAUGCCACAGGCCCUGGAUUUCUCUGGACACAGACACCCCGAGGCAACAUUUCAACCCAGUGGCCCAGAGUGCCUGCAUGACUUGAUCCUCUGUCCCCAGAAGGACCUGACUGGAAGAGUCAGGCUGACCCCUAGAGUCAGGGCCCCUGCCACCGUCCAGGCAAGAUCAGAGAAGGACAGUGCCAAGGAGGAGCAGGACCACAAGGAGGACACGGACAAGGAGGACACAGACGACGAUGUCAGCUUCCAGCCCUACAUCGAAACGCCCCUCUUCUUGGGUGGGGAGCACCAGAUUCCAGGACACACUGGACCUCCUCUGGUCCAGGUCGAAGUCUCCUCUGCUUGUGAUUCCUCAGACAGAAGCUGGGCCAGUACUGCAGGCUCCUCCCCUUGGGACGAGGCUGGGUCCUCUGGCUAUUUGACCAAGAAGGGGCCAGGCCAAGGGCCUCUCCCAUCAUCUGAGUUCCCUGAGGAUUCGAGCUCCCUGGAAGAGCCCCUGAAAGACGACCUCUCCUCCUGGGCGAGCUGGGGCUUAUCAUCAGGGCUGAAUCUGGUCCCCAGAGAGCCCCUAGUUUCUCUUCGGACACUGACCUUCUGCUGGGACAGCAGCCCUGAGGAAGAGGAGGAGGAGGAAGAUGAGGAGGAAGAAGAUGGAAGGGAAUCAGAAAGCGAGGACAGCCGAGCCAGCACCUGGGCAGCUGAGAGCCUCCGGAGGGCCAAGACCAGAGGUCAGACACUGGGGCAUUACUUGGCCAGGUGAGCUGCCCCUGGCUUCUUGGUGCUGCCAAGCUUCCUGGGGACUCAAGAAGCCCCCUAGACUUGAAAGCCUGAGAGCAUCAUCGCUGGGGCAGCAGGGAGUUCUUGCAGCCCUUUGGGGAACCCAGCUGGAGGCUGUCUGCUAGGUUAAGCAGCCAGAAGCCCCCUUGUCCUGUGACCUGCCAGCUUUGGGCUGAUUGCCAAGAAGUGUAGAGCUGAGGAUGGGCUGAAGUCAGAGGUUGGUUGGGUGUCAGAUCACCCCCACUGUCCCGGGGGUGACAAGCCAGUUGGAAAAAUCAUCCCUGGACAACAUGAAGCAGGUGAGGUCAGGCCACAGUGGACGCUGAAGGCUGAUACCAUAAGGGCCCAUCUGGAUUUGGAGGAGGGGAGGAAAUCUGGAGGCACACCUGGUAUAGCAGAGUCUUACACCCUUCUCCAGCACCCACUGGGCUCCCUCCUCCCUGAGUCUCAGCAUCCUGAUUUAUGAGCCCCCUACGGUGGGCCUCGGUGAAGAAAAACCCAGUUGGCUGAGGGUGUUGGAGAGGAUGUGGGAGGGCGUCAUCAUUCAAAUCCCAGUCCUGAGUCACAUGUUGCACAGUUUUUGAUAUCAGACAGACCUGGGUCCAAAUCCCAGCGCUGCCCUUUACUGGUUGUGUGGCCUUGGGGGAGACACCUUCCUUCUCUACCUGAGUUUCCAUGUUUGCAGGUACCACCUGGGGCAAGGGGAGGGUUUCCACAGAGAUGUGUGUAGCGCCAUGCCUGCCACACCACUGGCACAUGUCACCUGGUGGCUGGUAGGUCUCUCCAUCCACCCAGGCUCUGAGGGGACCACCUGUGACCCUAAACUCAGAGCGACUGGAAGCGUCCACCUGUCAGCUUCUCACUUCUGGUCUGCCUCCUGCCCUCGCUGCCCCCGCCUCCUGGUCAGGACACUGAACUCUCAGAGCCAGAGCCCAGCCAAGGGGGACCCUGGUCCCUCUCCCUUUUCCCAGCAAAGCAAGAACUAACGGUCCACCUUCCAGGGCGUCUGAUUAACUCGUGAGGCUGGGCCUGUGAUCCCCAUCUUAGCACUGUAGACCCUUCGGUUGAACAUUGUGUUUGUCAAGGAGUCCCAUUUCCCCUUCCAGGAGUGAGAAACCAGUGUCUCCUGGAAACAAGUGACUGUCCUUCCCUGGGGGUCGUGAUCGAUGUUCUCAAACAACUGCUUUGUUAACCUACACCCAACAGUAUGUGGAUGAGCAUAGCUGAAUUUUCACCCACUAGACCAAGCUUUCUGUGAGCUUUGUGACCAGGGAUCGGAACAGUCAGUCCUUGGCUCCAUGACCUGGGGUCUGCCGCUUAACCUGCCAGGACUUAACGCUUUUCCAUUUGUGUAAAAAGCAUCUUCAUAGCCAUUUUAGCCACAGGGCUGUGUUGUUUUGAAGCCAACAUGAGGAUACAGCAUAAAGGGAAAGAUCUGGAAAAGCUUCUCCAGGGCAUUUGGUCUAGCGGUUCCCAAGCAGUGCUCUCAAAAAGGCCCCAGGCUUCACGGGAGGAGUCUCAAUUUAGGGGGGAGCCAUGGGCUGUCGGAUGCCCCCGGUUCACCCAGAGCAGCCUCGCUGUGGCCUGACUCCCCAGCGGCCUCCCCCGUGACGUUGUGCUUAGGAGUUCCCACUGCUAAAGAAAAAGUGAGCAAACCCCUUUUGAAACUGAACACCUGCCUUUUGUUUCAAAUGAAGGAGCUGAAAUGCUGACUUACUGCGUAUGUCCCUAAAGGUGAGAUCUUUGGUCUCACCAGCUGGGCCAGCCCCUGUCCCCUCGGCCAUGUCAACACAGUGCCGAGUUCUCAGCAAGGAUUUCCAAGGGGCACUAGGCUGGCAAAGGGCCUUCACCACCGCUGGGACUCAGGCACAUGACAGCACACGCCCGUGCAUACACUUUGCGUUUCUGCAAGGGUUGUUCCACAUACAUCACUGAGGGCAGAAGAGGAAGAACAAACUGAAACCAUGGAGCUGGAGAAGGCUGUGGCUCAGGGCCAGUUUCCAGGAAAAUGCCCUUACCCAGACCAAGCCUAAUGUCCUUUCUGGAACCAGCCAAGUUGCUUCAAGGAGGUAAUUCCAAAUAACUAACAGCUAUCAGCUCUAUUGUCUUCGGCUUGUGUGAAGGAACCACCUUAUCUCUAUUUGGAAACCUUGUGAGGUUUUUUAAAGCAUUUUUCCAAAGUUUAAUUUCUCACAUAGGCGGGGCUUUCUAUUAAUUCUAAAUUCCAGCUUCUUUAUAGUCAUUAAGUUAUAAAUAAAAAACUGUGGGAAACAUUAGGAAAGAGCAUGCCAAUCAGUAGAAUCAUUUGUCAGGUGUGCUCAGCACUUAACUGUUUACAAAGCCCUUUCCCGUCCCCAGCAGCCAGGAACUAGCGCCAGCUCCAGGGCCACGCUUGAAGGGCAUCAGGGGAGAGCGGGUGACACCCUAGAUGAAAGCCACAUUACAGUUCCUCAGGGUACUGAGAAGCCUGCAUAUUGUUCUUGGAUAUUUAUAUUUAUUUCUAAUUUUAUUUUAUGUUUAUACCAUAUUUAAAUAAUUUUCUAAUGCUUGUUGGAACCUACCUUAAACCAUUUUUAAUAAAGAGCUCUAUUUUUAGAGAAAAAAAAAAAAGGCAGAAUUG